UCCAUGCACAGCCGUGGUCUCAGUCUUGCUGGAGCUUGAAGAUGCUGAAAGAGCGUCUGGAGAUGGCAGAAGAUCCUCAGCAGCAGAUGGGUGCUCCAGUGGUGAAACUGGAGAAGGAGCUGCCAUGGGGCCGGGGAGGGGAGGACUCAAGUCCUGAGGCAUUCCGGCUGAGGUUUCGGCAGUUCCGCUACCAAGAGGCUGCUGGUCCCCAGGAAGCUCUCAGGGAGCUCCAGGAGCUCUGUCGGCGGUGGCUGAGGCCGGAGCUGCACACCAAGGAGCAGAUCCUGGAGCUGCUGGUGCUGGAGCAGUUCCUCACCAUCCUGCCCUGCGAGUUCUACACCUGGAUCCGAGAUCACAGCCCAGACAGCGGCAAGGCUCUGGUGGCCAUGGUGGAGGACCUGAUGGAGAGCACACCUGAGGCCAAGGCGGUUCCAUGCCAUGCCCAGGGAGAGCAGCUGGUCACAGCCCUUGGUGGAGGAUCUUGGCAAUCAAGCAUCCACUUGGGGCCAGUAGAAGUCAAACCUGAGUGGGGGAUACUUCAGGGAGACGGAGUUCAAAGCUUAGGCCCAAGCACUGCAGAACAGCUGAGCCAGGGCCCUGGAGACGGGACACAGGCCUUCCAGGAGCAAGGUAAGAUGCAGGUGAUGAGGAUGGGAGGUCCUGUCCACCCCCAGUCUCUUCAGAAACUCAGCACUGGUGCCAGGCAGGGUGGUGCACACCUUUAA
This is a messenger RNA of Peromyscus californicus insignis, 725 nucleotides long. Its product is annotated as zinc finger and SCAN domain-containing protein 25-like. The record is from RefSeq and is a predicted model, not a curated record. NCBI's taxonomy places the organism in Eukaryota, Metazoa, Chordata, Mammalia, Rodentia, Cricetidae. The coding region runs from base 42 to 725 and encodes 227 amino acids. The transcript is spliced from 3 exons.